AUGAAUACAACUUGCGAUUACUCAACUGUUGUUCAAAUUGCCCAAGAAAGAGGAGCUCAAGGUGUCAUUUUUGUGCUGAAUUUGACUAAUUCAAGAUUAAAAAAAGUUUUGAUAUCUCCAGGCAUUCAUACCAAUAUAUUUGUUGCAGGUAUUUCAAAUGGGUAUAUUAAUAUAUGAAGAAAAUUCAAGCAGGGUACAAUAUUGGUUGAAUUCGAUCACGACUGGAUAUUUCAGGAAAAACCAAGAAUUUCGAUAUCACUUACAGGAAAUUAUAAUUAUGAUAACGAAUGAUAUUUGUAUCUAUUUCCUAUUUAUAAAAAUGAUGUGGAUAUAGACUUAUUCUUUAAUUAUUCAUUUUCAUGUUCUGAUUGUCACCCAAAUGACUGUUAUUAUAAUAAUAAAUACUGCAUGAUUGAUGACAUAGAUAAUGCUAAUGGAAGAGAUAUGAUUGAUAGAACACUAUUGGAAAUGGCUUUGUUUGAAUAUACACAAUUACACUCCCUAUAUUUAGGCACUUUUGCUAUAUUUUUACAUGAACUAGGAAAUUCAUGCUCUAGCGAUUACUCAAAGAAUUGCAGUAGUAAUGUUUUAAAUUGGCUAAAAGUUGACUUAGAAGAAAUUCAGAGUAGAAUUGACAUGUCCUGAGAAUCGUAUAAGAAUGAAGAAUACGUAGAUAAUUAUGAACUCAGGAGGCAAUAUAACAGAUGGAUAAAUAAACAAUAUUUUGAACCUAUACCAAGCAUUACCAUAGGUAAUAUUACGCUUGGCUUAGAUCAAGGAUACGGUCUCCAAACAUAUAUAUGCAAUUAUAUUAGAUAUACAUCAUAUGUUUGUGAUGAUACCUGCAGUAAGGAUUGCGCAAUUGACGAUUUAAGCGAUGGCUAUUGUAAUAAAAAUUGUAAAACAGAAUCUUGCUUAUAUGAUAUUCAAGACUGUAACAGUUUUUUUGAUUUUUGUGAUGACUUUCACGAUGAUGUUUGUCGUUAUAGCUCUGGUGGCGAUGAAGAUUUAAGCAAAACUUCUAUAAUACUAAUUGCAGUGUUUAGCUGUGUUGGAUUUUGUUGGUAAUUUUUAUUUAGUUUUGGUUGUUGUUGUUGUUGUUAUUACUUUUGCUAUUGUAUUAAAUUCAUAAAAGAUUACUAUCGGGAUCGAGAAAAUCAGAGCCCUUCAGAAAUCCGAGAGUUUCCUCUGCCUCACUUGCCACCCUCACCUCCCUCACCUCCCUUGCCUCCCUCACCUCCCUUGCCUCGCCCACUUCCCUCACCUUUAUUUCGCCUAUCUUUACCGAUUCGUAGAUAUUUACCUAGAGUAAAUGUUCCAAGCUCUUCUUCUGAUAAUGAUAGUCAAAAUAGUUCUGAGUUUCCUCUGCCUCACUUGCCACCCCCCUUGCCUCCCUCACCUCCCUUGCCUCGCCCACUUCCCUCACCUUUAUCUCGCCUAUCUUUACCGAUUCGUAGAUAUAUACCUGGAGUAAAUGUUCCAAGCUCUUCUUCUGAUAAUGAUAGUCAAAAUAGUUCUGAAGAUGAAAUUGGUUCAGAGAGUAGCAGGCAACUUAACAAUAGUUCUGAGGUUAGAACUAGUAUUCAAAACAGUUCUGAAAAUAAUUCAGAUUAUGGGUUUUUUGGAGAUGCGACUUGCUCAAUUUGCUUUGAUGAAAUCACAGAGGAAAAUAUGAAAAUUACAAAAUGCAAGCAUAUUUUUCACAAAAAUUGCUUAAAGGUGUGGACAGAUACGAAAGGUAGAAAUGCGAAAUGUCCUAAUUGUAAUGAGAAAAUUCGUUAG
Messenger RNA from Blepharisma stoltei, 1782 nucleotides. Lineage: Eukaryota; Ciliophora; Heterotrichea; Heterotrichida; Blepharismidae. The record is from the annotation of a GenBank genome assembly.